GGGGUAGUGGGGCAGCGGGGCUGCACUGCCGGCGGUCGCGGUCAUGGAGGAUGCAGCUGACGACGCGGUGGCUUCCCCCGCCGCCCCCGGGACCGGGAAAUCCAAGCUGGAAACAUUGCCCAAGGAAGAUCUUAUCAAGUUUGCAAAGAAGCAAAUGAUACUGUUGCAGAAAACUAAAUCAAGAUGUACAGAGAUGGAGAAAGAAAUUGAAGAAUUCAAAUCAAGGUCUGCUGUUGGAGAAGAUGAUGAUAUCAUUAAGGCACUGACUGAGCGACUGGAUACUGUUCUUCUGGGAAAAGCAGAGGCUGAGCAGCAGUGUCUUUCUCUGAAGACGGAAAAUGCUAAAAUGAAGCAAGAGAUUGAGGAUUGUGCAGCCAAGAUAGAAGAUCUACACAAGGAGUCUGAGCAAUCACAAGGAAACUAUGUGAAAGAAGUGGAAAACUUGAAAAAUGAACUAAUAGCCGUAAAAGCCAAACACAAUGAAGCUAACACUAACUUUGAAAAAGUACUAGAAGAAGCAGCAAAAAAGCAAUUCCAGCUUUCAGAACAACUUAAAUUUCAGAGUGACUGUGAAGAAAAUGUUAAACAAUUGCAAGCAGAGAUUCAGAAGAUUAGACCGGCCUUUGAAGAGCAGAUUUUAUGUCUGCAAAAACAGUUAGAAGCCGCCACCAAUGAAAAGGAGCAAGAACUUACUCAUCUCCAACAAGUAGUUGAGGCUAAUUCUCAGCAUUAUCAAAAAGACAUUAGUAGUUUACAAGAGAAAAUCUUACAGUUAAAAGCUGCACACCAAGAAGAAGUGAAAGAACUGAUUUCCCAAAUUGAAUUAGCUGCUAAAGAACAUGAAUCAGAAAUAAAUAACUUAAAGCAGUUAAACAAGAACUUAACCAAGCAAUGUGAGGAAAGCAAAAAUAAUAUUCAGGAGAAAGCUUCACAAGAAAAUCAACUGUGUUCUUUGGUCUUAGAAGAAAAUACUAUAAUAGAACCAGUGGCAGAUAAAGUCAAACGCUUAGAAGAUACUAUAAAAGAACUGGAAUCUCAACAUAGUAUCUUAAAAGAUGAACUGACUUACAUGACCAAUCUUAAAUUAAAACUUGAAAUUGAUGCACAGCAUGUAAAAGAUGAAAUUUUUCACGAACGAGAAGACGUAGAGUUUAAGAUUAAUGAGUUAUUGUUAUCUAAAGAAGAGCAGAGUUAUAUAAUCGAAAAAUUAAAGUCUGAACUAGAAGAUUCAAAUAAACAGUUUUGCUAUACUGUAGAACAGCAUAAACUAGAAGUACAGACCCUUAAGGAAUACCAUCAAAAAGAAAUAUCAGAACUAAAUGAGACAUUUUUGUCAGGUGCGGAGAAAGAGAAAUUAACAUUAAUGUUUGAAAUGCAAGGUCUUAAGGAACAGUGUGAGAACCUACAGCAAGAAAAACAAGAAGCAAUUUUAAACUAUGAAAAUUUACGAGAGAUUAUGGAAAUUUUGCAAACAGAACUGGGGGAAUCCGCUGGCAAAAUAAGUCAAGAAUUUGAAUCAAUGAAGCAGCAGCAAGCCUCUGAUGUUAAUGAACUUCAGCAGAAACUAAGAACUGCUUUUAAUGAAAAAGAUGCUCUUCUUGAAACUGUGAAUCGUCUGCAGAGGGAAAAUGAAAAGUUACUAUCAAAACAAGAAUUUGUACCAGAACUUGAAAAUACUAUACAGAACCUUCAGGAACAGAAUGCAUUGUAUGUAACUAGUCUCAGUCUGAAGGAUACCAAGUUACAUGAAUUUGAAGCACAGGUAAGUUCUCUUACUGAAGAAAAAGGUGACUUCCUCAGUAAAAUAAAGAGUUCUCAAGAAGAGAUAGAUGAUCUCCAAAAAAAAUGUGACAGGGAAGAAAAAUUGGCUAUAGAACUUUGGGGGAAAGUGGAACAAGCUACCCAAUACAGUACUGAGCUAGAACAAAAGGUCAGUGAACUAAUGGGAAGACUAGAAGAAAGUUUAAAAGAGAAGGAUCAGAAUAGCCAGGAACUAGAAAAUGUUCGGGCUCAACUAAAAACUCUCUCUGAAGACCUUGAAGCACUCUCAUCUCAAGUGAAGACUCUCCACGAGGAAAAUAAUAGACUAAGUUCAGAGAAACAGAAAGUGAACACGGAUUUGGAAGCUCUGCUGUCUCAAAGAGAAGGAGAUGCUCUGCUUAAGGAACAAAUCUCUAAAUUAGAAAAGAAACUUUUGUCAACAGUUGAAGAACGAGAUCAUUUAAAUCAACUGCUUGAAAAUGAGCAAGUUCAGAAGACACUUGUCAAAACUCAGCUGUCUGAGUUUCUUAAACAGAUGGAGUCAGACUUUUCAGAAGAAAAUGAGGAACAAGAGGUUAUGAAUGUCCUACAAGCUGUAGGUGACUCCCUAGCUAAAAUAAGUGAGGAAAAACACAAUUUAAUUUUUCAGUAUGACAAGAGGGUAGUAGAGUUAGAAAAAGAGAUUAAGUGCCUUCAAGAAGAGAGUAUAGAGCACUGUGAAGAGCUUAGGUCUUCACUAAGAGACCAUGAGCAAGCGAAAAAACUCUUAAGGAAAGAGUUAGAAGAAAUUCUGUCAGAAAAAGAGGCCCUGCAAGCUGAUCUUCUAGAGAUGAAGAAUGCUAAUGAAAAAGCAAGGCUUGAAAAUCAGAAUCUUUUAAUCCAAAUUGAGGAAAUAUCUCAGAAUUUAAAUAACAAACAUGAAAUAAACAAUGAAAGUGAAAAAUCUUUUAUGACAGAGUUGGAAAACCUAAGACCAUUGCUAGCUCAAAAAGAAUCUGAACUGCAGGAUGUGAGAGCAGAAUUACUUCUACUAAAGGAUUCCAUAAAGAAAUCUGUAGAAAGUGAUCAGCUCUCAUCAUUAAAAGAACUGGAAGAAAAAAUAGGUAAUCUGGAAAAAGAAUGCAAGGAGAAAGAUGAGAAAAUAAAUAAGAUAAAACUAGUUGCGGUAAAAGCAAAGAAAGAACUAGAUUCUAGCAGAAAAGAGACCCAGUCUCUACGGGAAGAACUUGAAUCUGUUCGGUCAGAAAAGAAUCAGUUGUCUGCUUCCAUGAGAGAUCUCAUUCAAGGAGCAGAAAGCUAUAAGAAUCUUUUACUAGAGUAUGAUAAGCAGUCAGAGCAGCUGGAUGUGGAAAAAGAACGUGCAAAUAAUUUUGAACAUCAAAUAGAUGACCUUACAAGACAACUAGCAAAUUCGACUUUUCAGUGUGAAAAAUUGAAUUCUGAUAAUGAAGAUCUCCUGGCACGUAUUGAGACAUUACAGUCUAAUGCCAAGUUAUUAGAAGUACAGGUUUUAGAAGUCCAGAGAGCAAAAGCAGUUGUGGACAAAGAGUUGGAAGCUGAAAAACUUCAGAAAGAGCAAAAGAUAAAGGAGCAUGCCAUUUCUGUAAGUGAACUUGAAGACCUUCAUCUACAACUUCAAAAGGAAAAGAAGCAGCUUCAGAAAACCAUGCAAGAAUUAGAGCUGGUUAAAAAGGAUGCCCAACAGACUACGUUGAUGAAUAUGGAGAUAGCUGACUAUGAGCGUCUGAUGAAAGAUUUAAACCAAAAGUUAACUAAUAAGGACAGCAAGAUAGAAGAUCUAGAGCAAGAAAUAAUAAUUCAGAAACAAAAACAAGAAACUUUGCAAGAAGAAAUGAGUUCACUACAGUCUUCAGUGCAACAAUAUGAAGAAACAAAUACCAAGAUUAAGCAGUUGCUUGUGAAAACCAAAAAAGAACUGGCAGACUCAAAGCAAGCAGAAACAGAUCACCUGAUACUUCAAGCGUCCUUAAAGGGUGAACUGGAGGCAAGCCAGCAGCAAGUAGAAGUCUAUAAAAUUCAGCUGGCUGAAAUAACAGCUGAGAAGCACAAGGCUCACGAGCACCUCAAAGCCUCUGCAGACCAGCACCAGCGCACACUGGGUGCAUACCAACAAAAAGUGACGGCCCUUCAGGAGGAGUGCCGUGCUGCCAAGGCAGAACAAGCUGCUGUAACCUCUGAAUUUGAGAGCUACAAAAUCCGAGUUCAUAAUGUUCUAAAACAACAGAAACAUAAAUCUGUGUCUCAGGCUGAAACAGAGGGAGCUAAACAAGAAAGAGAACACCUGGAAACGCUGAUUGACCAACUAAAGAUCAAACUACAAGACACCCAAAAUACCUUACAGAUCAAUGUAUCUGAACUUCAGACUCUACAGUCAGAACAUGAUACUCUACUGGACAGACACAACAAGAUGCUGCAGGAAACUGUGUCCAAGGAGGCGGAGCUCCGAGAAAAGUUGUGCUCAGUACAAUCAGAGAAUAUGACAAUGAAGUCUGAACAUGAACAAAUUGUGAGUCAGCUGAAGUCCCAGAACGAGGUCCUUCGCAAUAGCUUCCGAGAUCAAGUGCGACAUUUGCAGGAAGAGCACAGGAAGACGAUGGAGACUUUGCAACAGCAACUCUCCAGGGUGGAAGCUCAACUUUUUCAGCUUAAGAGUGAACCAACUACACGAAGCCCAGUUUCUUCCCAUCAGCCUUUGAAGACUCUGAGGGAAAGGAGAAACACUGACCUUCCCCUUCUGGAUGUGCACACCACAACCCGGGAGGAAGGUGAAGGAAUGGAGACCACUGACACUGAGUCGGUGUCUUCCUCCAGCACUCACAUCCCAUCACUGGAGCAGCUGCUUAAUUCUGCUGAAACUAAACUGGAACCUCCUUUAUGGCAUGCUGAAUUUACCAAGGAAGAACUGGUUCAGAAGCUCAGUUCCACCACAAAAAGCGCUGAUCAUUUAAACGGCCUUCUUCGGGAAACAGAAGCGACCAAUGCUGUCCUUAUGGAACAAAUUAAGCUUCUCAAAAGUGAAAUAAGAAGAUUAGAAAGAAAUCAAGAACGAGAGAAAUCGGUAGCUAACCUGGAAUACUUGAAGAAUGUCUUGCUGCAGUUUAUUUUCCUGAAGCCAGGGAGUGAAAGAGAGCGGCUGCUCCCAGUUAUAUGCACAAUGCUGCAGCUCAGCCCUGAAGAAAAAGGAAAACUUGGUGCAGUUGCUCAAGGUGAGGAAGAAAAUGUUUCUCGUUCCUCCGGAUGGGCAUCCUACCUGCAUAGUUGGUCUGGACUCCGUUAAGUUGAUGGAAAGGACGUCAUUUAUUAACCAAAUCAAAUCCACUUGGCAAAAAAUGGCUCAUAUCUAUUGCUGUCACUUUUUUGUGUGUGUGUCAAAGUGUUUGUGUGUAUAUGUAUAUAUAUUAUAUUCAUACCUACAUAUAUUUUUACAUGCAUAUGUCAGAUAUAUUUAAAAAUCUGACCCUUGAAGUAAGAGUACAACAACCCACAUGAAGUGUCGAUGCCAGUCCACCCACAGCCUUUUCAGUCUGAUGCCAUAUGCACGUCGCCCAGUGAAGACCCCCAAGAAUGAUAUCACUCCCUCCUCUGGAGCCUCAGGACCCACCUGUCUCUGGCCAGUACUGUGAAUCUUGAAGCUAAACAAAAUGUUGGUACCAUAUCUGCUGGAACUUAGGCCUCGAAAAUAAUGUCACAAACAAUUCACUGCAUCAUGAGACUUGUAAAUAGGCUGUCAGUUACAUUGAUAAUUUGUUCGAGAAGUUUUGUUAGAAUAUGAAGGAAAAAUGCUUUAUUGGUCAAGGUGACUUUUUUAAGGGACUACAAAGUAAAUGAAGAUGCUGCAGGUAAUGAUAAGGCUCAAGUUGAAACACUGAUAACUCAAAGCUCUAUUGUCAGAAACCCCGAUGUUGAGACAGUGCCUGUAUGAAAUGAUGGGACCACAUGACCUGGGAGAUACAUAGCAUCUUCUUCCCAGUCUCUUGUUAUGGGCCAAAUGCUUCUUCUAAGGCAUGAGUUUUGAGAAUGCUCACCAAGUAAACAUUCAGCAGAACAAAGACUGUAUUACUUAACAUUGUAUGUAAAUAUGAAAUUGGUGCUUCCAUAUUUCUGCAAUAUCUUUGCACCAUGAAUUUUCCAUCAGAAAGGAUUUUAGAAAGACAGCUGAGAAGUUCAUGUUAUAUUUUCACGUUUCUUAUGAAUGACUCUAGUGAUAUCACUUGCCUUUGAUGCCUCUAACUAUAUUUUACUGACGUACUCAAAAUUGCAUUCUCUAAAUCAUAAAUUCAAGAAUUCUAUUUUUACUAUUUAUUUGUGAGAAAAAUCACUGCACAGUGCACUCUAUGAAGUUCUUGUAAGCCUUCCAGUAUGUACUCUUAAUUUUCACCCUCAGCCAGUGAAUUGACUUUGUACUUUCACUUAUCCCACAUCAGUCUUCAGUUUAACUUCACCAAAAUUUGCUGCUGACAUGUCGAGUUUGUUCUUUUAAAAAAUAUCUCCUAUUUCUGUCUUCCCUCCUGUUUUAGAACAGACCUAACUAGUGAAUGUAUGAUUGAAAAAUGCAUCUCUGUCAGAGCAGAUUUUUCAAAGUUUAGGUUUUUGUUUACUUUAUAAACUGUGAAUGAGUAUGCCAGCAGCAUACGGUGUAACUAUAAUAGUACUGAAAUAAACUUCACUUUCUCUUUACCUCUAGGCCUUUUUCAAAUCUGUGUAAACCUGUUUGGAGAUUCUGUCUCUACUUAUGAAUGUAAUAACAAAAAUACAUUUUUGCAUGACAGAAAAUUACUUUGAUUACAAACAGCUUUUCUUUCAUGGCUUUUGCUAUGCAAGGAAAUGUAAUGCUUAAUGUUUCUAUUAAAUGUCUAACUGCAUACUA
Molecule: messenger RNA, 6649 nt
Organism: Erinaceus europaeus (western European hedgehog)
Lineage: Eukaryota; Metazoa; Chordata; Mammalia; Eulipotyphla; Erinaceidae
Gene: GCC2
Product: GRIP and coiled-coil domain containing 2
Exons: 23
Coding region: 44-5059 (1671 amino acids)
Biological process (GO): late endosome to Golgi transport
Cellular component (GO): Golgi apparatus
Source: RefSeq, a predicted model, not a curated record